UGUGUGUCACCACUCUCCUCUGCUAGACUGAUCACGCUCACUGACACGGACAGAGAAGCACACACAAACCCAAGAAGUUGAACUUAAAGGAACCUAUUCCUGCUGACUUGGAUUGGAGACAUGACCAAAGAGACUGAGACUCUGGGACUGGUCUUUCAGAGCGAGAACUUCAACUAUAACCGUUACGCUAACCACAUCAUGGACUCCUGGUCCUACAUGGAGAGCCCAGUCCCCGAGCCGACCCACCCCAAACCCAGACUUCACCCUGGAGACGACCUGGCAGCCAUAACCAUGCUUUAUGAACAAUGCAAGAAUCAGAAGGAGCAGAAGAUCGCUGCCUGCAACCGCUCUGGCAACAUCUGUAAACCAGAGAGGACCAGCACGAAUGAGUUUUCUUCAUUGGAGGCGUCCGCCAACGUCAUGAAGAUCCUCUCUGAGAGCGUUCCCUUAAGCCACCCCCAAGAGGUUUUGGGAUCCAAGCAGAACACCUCCCUGCCCAUCUCCGUUCCCACCACCUCAGACACCUACGCCACCCUGACCAGCGUCGUGGCCGACACGUACGACAAGCAGGAGCUCAACAUCAUCUUUGACUCCCUGCUGCAGAAGUGGCCGGAGCCCGGUGCUUUCCCCGACCCCAACGCCGAGACUCUUCCCUACAGCGAUCCCUUCCCCGAGGACCAGUCCAGCCCGGUCUACUCCGGCUCCUACACCGGCUCCCCACCAGAGAGAUUCAGGAAUGAGUUCCAGUUUUCCCUCGGAGCUCCCCUGGCUUCUCCUUACAAGUCCAACGAGCUGCCCAUGGUCUACCUGAACAAGGGCCAGUUCUACCCUAUUACUCUCCACGGGGUGGACAACACUGCCUGCCUCAACACCACCAAAGUCAAGACAGUAGUGAUGGCUGUGUUUGAGAACGACAAGAGCCCAGAAGUGCAGCUCCGCUUUUGGAAUCACUGGCAUGCGCGUCAGCCAACCGCCAAGCAGAGGGUCAUUGACAUCGCUGACUACAAAGAAGUGUUCAGCGGCAUCAGCGACAUAGAGGAGGUGGCCUUCAAUGCUCUCUCCUUCGUCUGGAACCCCAAUGAAGAGGCCAAGGUGUACAUUGGCAUCAACUCCCUGAGCACAGACUUCUCCUCUCAGAAGGGGGUGAAAGGCCUGCCUCUAAACAUCCAGAUCGACACUUACGACUUCAGCUCUGGAGCCAAUCAGCUCAUACACAGAGCUGCGUGCCAGGUCAAGAUUUUCUGCGAUAAGGGUGCGGAGAGGAAGAUGCGUGACGAGGAGAGGAAGAGAAGCAAAAGGAGGGGAAAGAAUGAUGCUAACACCAACAAGCCUUUAGUGAGCAGCUCCAUGGCCAGUGAAUGCACCUACUUCCAAACCCUGGAUGACCACGUCACCCAGCCAGUCCUCUUCAUUCCAGAAACACACAUCUCCAGCUUACAGCGCAUGGCCCCUCCCAUGGAUGAGAUUGAAAGGAGUUCUCUGAAGAGGCUGUAUCAAGAGCGAGAGCAGAACAGCUCUCCACCCAGCAAGCAAGCCCGCAGGGAAGACCCGCAAAGAGUCCUGCUGUACGUGAGGACGGGCGCUGAAGAGGUGUUUGAUGCGCUCAUGCUCAACACACCAACGCUGUCAGGCCUACGAGAUGCUGUUUCAGAAAAGUACGGUAUGCAAAAAGACACCAUUGGGAAAAUCUACAAAAAAUGCAAGAGAGGUAUUUUCGUCAACAUGGACGACAACAUCAUUGAACACUACACCAACCAGUCGGCUUUCCUCAUUGAGAUGUCCGAGGUCGCCGCCGGUCAGUUCCAGGUCACUCUUAUUGAAGUAUGAGAACCAUCCAAUCAGCCGUCUGCUCCGUUGAAGGAAGUAACACGUAACAGCUGCCAGUUUAAGGCAUCUUUAAAAGCACUGCCCAAUCACUGACAAUAUAAGCUGUGGACUGCUAAAACCAGUAAGAGAACCGGACUAAAGAGACUUCUCCAGUUUUUCCAACCUCAGUUGAAAAAGUCCGUUUCUCUUUUUUUUUUUUUUUUUUUGUAAAUACCGCUCGACCCUGUUCUUAUGAUUUUGUUAUUUGAAUUUAAUAUUGUAAUGUAAGAGCAAUUAUGAUGAACAGCCUGUACAUAAUGUAAAUAGAUUUUAAUAUGACAGUGUUUUAUGAACUAGCCAUGUGCAUGUUGUUACCCAUUUUCCAUGAAAUUUCUGUGUAUUUCAACUUUUUUUUACAGAGCUCUGUGCAUGACGUGUGUACAGUUUAUUUUCAGCGUUUUCAGAGGUUGCUAUUCUUGCUGCUUUCAAUGUAUUCAUCAUUUCUUCUACAAGACCUAAUGGUGCGUUCACUCACCCCCAGCCUGCUCCUGUUUGUUAGGUUCCUGUUAGUUUCACAACUAAAAUGGCCCGCCGCUGGGUUAGAUUCAUAACCAAAAAGUCAGACAUUUCCACCCAUAAAACCACACAAGAGUUAGUAUUGGCCGUCAUUUAGCCCAAAGCUGUGGACAUUUCCUGACUGUAUGGUGUAACCACAUGUAUGUGUGCAAAAAAGUUGGAGGAUUCUUUUCCCUUAUAUACGUUAGGCAUCAUUUCAAAACAAACAUGUAUCCCUGUAAUAUUUCAUGAUAUUACCAUGGCAAUUCUGGUUGUAUUAGCAUAUCUUGCCCCUUUUGUAAGAAAAUAAAGAAAAUGC
Molecule: messenger RNA, 2680 nt
Organism: Chelmon rostratus (copperband butterflyfish)
Lineage: Eukaryota; Metazoa; Chordata; Actinopteri; Chaetodontiformes; Chaetodontidae
Gene: grhl3
Product: grainyhead-like transcription factor 3
Exons: 15
Coding region: 121-1827 (568 amino acids)
Biological process (GO): regulation of transcription by RNA polymerase II
Cellular component (GO): nucleus
Molecular function (GO): DNA-binding transcription activator activity, RNA polymerase II-specific; RNA polymerase II cis-regulatory region sequence-specific DNA binding
Source: RefSeq, a predicted model, not a curated record